AUUGUGGUCUGUCUGCUCUGCUGCACCGGAAUCUGAAGAAUCCGAGGUGUCCGCCGCCAACUCUUAACUACUGCUCAUCUGCAGCUCGUCUCUUUGUCUUUCUCUUCUUCAUCUUUGGACAAACCGGUUUAACAAGAAGGAAAUGUCUCAGGCAGACAAAAUGAAGCAGGGGCAGUUUACAAACCCUGAGACCCCUGGGUACGUUGGAUUUGCCAACUUGCCUAACCAGGUUCAUCGCAAGUCGGUCAAAAAGGGGUUUGAGUUCACCCUUAUGGUUGUAGGUGAGUCGGGACUUGGAAAAUCCACCUUGAUCAACAGCCUCUUCCUCACUGACCUUUACCCUGAGAGAGUAAUCCCAGGAGCUGCAGAGAAGAUAGAAAGGACUGUUCAGAUCGAAGCGUCGACGGUAGAAAUCGAGGAGCGAGGCGUGAAGCUCCGCCUCACCGUGGUCGACACGCCAGGAUACGGAGACGCCAUCAACAGUCAGGACUGUUUCAGCACCAUCAUCAGCUACAUCGAUGACCAGUUUGAGCGCUACCUCCACGAUGAGAGCGGUCUGAACCGCAGACACAUCGUCGACAACAGAGUUCACUGCUGCUUCUACUUCAUCUCCCCGCUGGGCCAUGGCCUGAAGCCCCUGGACGUUCAGUUCAUGAAGGCCAUCCACAACAAGGUCAACGUGGUUCCUGUCAUCGCCAAGGCCGACACGCUGACCCUCAGGGAGAGGGAGCGGCUGAAGCGCAGGAUUCUCGAUGAGAUCGAUGAGCAUGGCAUCAAGAUUUAUCACCUUCCUGAUGCUGAGUCGGAUGAAGAUGAAGACUUUAAAGAACAGACCAGAAUCCUGAAGGCGAGCAUCCCGUUUGCAGUCGUAGGAUCCAACCAGCAGAUUGAGGCCAAAGGGAAGAAGGUGCGCGGCCGCCUGUAUCCCUGGGGAGUGGUGGAGGUGGAGAACCCAGAGCACAACGACUUCCUCAAGCUGCGCACCAUGCUGAUAACCCACAUGCAGGACCUGCAGGAAGUCACCCAGGACCUGCACUACGAGAACUUCCGCUCGGACCGCCUCAAACGGGGUGGCAGGUUGUCAUCCCAUGGUUACGUUCUGCCUCUGUCUCCUGCCCGGAAGGGCCCGGAGCCAGAGGAGAUGGACAAGGACAUGAUCCUGCAGGAGAAGGAGGCCGAGUUGAGGCGAAUGCAGGAGAUGAUCGCCAAGAUGCAGGCCCAGAUGCAGAAGCAGGGAGACGGAGAGCUGGACGGCCAACAAGUGUGAAAAAGAAUCCACGGGAUCUGAGCCACUGCUGGAGUCCGACCAGAGGAGGAUGAGAGCGGUGGAACAGCCUCCUCCUGCUCACCACUAGCUUCGCCUCGGGUCCACACGGGAUCUGAAGUGAACUGUUUUGGUUUUUUUUUUAUUUUAAAUGCAUACAGCUCAGUAUAUUCAGUGUUAUGAUCAUAUAUUCACACACGGUUCUUUCUUUGAAUAUUUUUUUUUUUUUUGUUCAUUCGUUAUUUUUAUGAAACCUUCAGCCUGUUCGAAUGAAGUCAUGUGACCCAUAUUUUUAAAGCAGUGGCAUUUAUUUUUAAUGGGAUCUUCUGUUACUUUGUUUUAUUAAUUUUGUGAACCGAAGUAUCGCUUCUUCUGUUCUUUUGACACGUUGUUGUGAAACGUUGCGGCGACUGUAGAAGAAUCCGCUGGGAGAGCCGACUGUCGUAGCAGAAUUACCUGAAGCCUCUAAUAUUCCUGUAAACAUGAAGCCUGAGCUGGUUGUGAGUUGACCACACGUCGUUUUUCCCACUUGAUGUUGCUCAUUUUGCAUGUCGCUCUCACCUUCUGGGAGAAGAAACAGAUGAAGGUGAAUCAUCCGCCGUGUCCAGGUCGGCCUCUUCCCUUUGACCUCGGCGGCGUCGCCGCGCACAGCUGCCUUCAAGUGCGAAUACCCGCUCCUUCAAAAAUGAAACUGUGACCUUUGACCUCUUACAGUCUUCCCGUACGCCCAGUAAAUGAAGGACUGACUGACGAGGCGCGCCGCCUCUUUGGUGCUCUCUCAACGCAUUAACGUCACGCGCCGCCUCUGCUGUAACACGAAGUCGUGUGAGCGGAGCGGCCGGUGUUUCCCGACAUGCAGGAGGGGUGAACUCGUCCUCGUCCCAACCUGCGACCCCUCUGUGGCUCCCCGCCGCCGCAGAGGCUGAAGGCGGCGUCCUCCUCACCAGCCGAGACGGCGGUUCUUCACAUUCCUGUUUGUGCUGUUUUUACCCAACAUUAAAGAACCAAAUAUUAUUAUUAAUGCAUAUAUUGUAAUAAAAGUUUUAAUAAACGCCA
Salarias fasciatus (jewelled blenny) is the source of this 2320-nucleotide messenger RNA. It is a transcript of the gene septin2, whose product is annotated as septin 2. The transcript has 13 exons. Gene Ontology annotation, molecular function: GTP binding. The record is from RefSeq and is a predicted model, not a curated record. The coding region runs from base 143 to 1267 and encodes 374 amino acids. NCBI's taxonomy places the organism in Eukaryota, Metazoa, Chordata, Actinopteri, Blenniiformes, Blenniidae. Gene Ontology annotation, biological process: cell division.